GCAGUGUGCGCCCAUGGUUGCAUCACAUGACCCGUUAAUCCUCCAUGUAUUUCCGCGUUCACGGAGGCCGAGCUGUUAUCAAUGACUCCCCGUGGCUGUGCAGCGCCGGACCUUCUGCACCGGAGCCGAUCUCCUCAUCCCUCUCCUCCGGCUGCGGCUGUCGUCUCCGCUCCGAAUGCAUGAAGCUCUAACCACCUGAGGUCCUCUUCCUCCUCCUCCUCCGCCGCCUCCUCUUCCUCUUCCUCCUCCUCCUACUCCUCCUCCUCCUCCGCUGGUUCUCCAUCGAUCUGCGACCGUCCGAACACCGCGAACGAGCUGGGGGGGAAUCCGGGCAAAGGGAGCCGCGGUGCCUCGCACUGCCCGACGGACGACCCGCCGCGACGCGCCACCAACAUGCUCACCCGGGUCAAGUCAGCGGUGGCCGGCUUCAUGGGCGGCAUGAUGCCCGGCGGCGGGGGCGGCGGCGGCUCCGGCGCAGCCGGCGGCGCCGGCUCCGAGCUGCCGCUGAAAUUCCCCUACAUGAGACCCGAGUUCCUGGGGUUGUCGCCGGAUGAGAUCGAGUGCUCCGCGGACCACGCAGCUCGGCCCAUCCUCAUCCUGAAGAAGACGCGCAGAUUGCCGUGGGCCACCGGAUACGCAGAGGUGAUUAAUGCCGGUAAGAGUGCGCUGAAUGAGGACCAGGCGUGCUGCGAGGUGGUCGUAACGAGAAGGAGGCCGAUGAGCUACUGCCCCCCCUCCACGCCCAGCAAGACCCCGACGACCAUGAAGCGCAACUCCCUUCCCAACGGAGAGGGCCUGGGGCUCCGGGUGGAGCAAAGCAAUCUGGGAGAGGACAGCGAGGGACUGGUCUUCCACUACUGGGCCCUGUUCGACGGCCACGCCGGCUCCGGCGCGGCGGUCGUGGCCUCCCGCCUGCUUCAGCACCACAUCGCCCGUCAGCUCCAGACAGUCGUCGAGAUCAUACGAAACGCGGCCUCGCCGCCCCCGACCGUCUUGGGCGAGGAGCCCGACAGCAACCCCUACCUCCAGGGGAACCCCGCGGGCCCCCAGCGAGCCCUCACCCGGGCAGCUUCACUGCGCGGGGCCGCGGGCGCGCCGACUUCCCCGUGCAACACCCCGCCUCCGGCGCGCUUCUUCACGGAGAAGAAGAUCCAGCACGAGAGUCUGGUGAUUGGAGCCAUAGAGAACGCCUUCAAAGAGAUGGAUGCCCAGAUCGAGAGGGAGAGGCAAGUCUUUCACAUCACAGGAGGAUGUACAGCGCUCACAGUGGUUUACCUGCUCGGAAAACUAUACAUCGGGAAUGCAGGUGACAGCAGGGCCAUCGUCAUUAGACACAAUGAGAUCAUUCCCGUGUCGACAGAGUUCACACCAGAAUCGGAACGCCAGCGACUCCAGUUCCUGGGUUUCAUGCAGCCUCACCUGUUGGGAAAUGAGUUCACCCACCUGGAAUUUCCUCGGCGGGUUCAGAGGAAGGAGGUGGGAAAGAGGAUGCUCUACAGAGAUUUCACCAUGAACGGAUGGGCGUACAAGACCAUUGGGGAUGAAGAUCUCAAGUUCCCCCUAAUAUAUGGGGAAGGAAAAAAGGCGCGUGUCUUGGCCACCAUCGGGGUGACUCGAGGGCUCGGCGACCAUGACCUCAAAGUUCAUGACUCCAACAUCUACAUCAAGCCGUUCCUGUCCUGUUGCCCCGAGGUGAAGGUGUACGACCUGAUGGAGUACGAGCACGGGGCCGACGAUGUUCUGGUGAUGGGAACCGACGGCCUCUGGGAUGUCCUCUCCAACCAGGAAGUCGCCGAAACCGUCACCUCGUUCCUGGCCAACUGUGACCCCGACGACCUGCGCAGGUACACCAUGGCGGCACAAGAGCUGGUGAUGCGAGCACGCGGCGUGCUCCGCGAGCGAGGCUGGAGGAUCACCAACGAGCGCCUGGGCUCCGGAGACGACAUCACCGCCUUCAUCAUCCCGCUGAUGUACAGCAACCGUCAGCCCUGAGGAGAGCGAGCGGGUCGACUUGGGCCGAGAAUCCCUGUUCUGAGUUUCCUGGUUGCCGUUUGCACACGUUGUCCCCUCAGAGUGACGUUCUCAUGUCUGUCUGAUGUUUAGGUUUUUGUCCGCGUUUCGUAUCUCUGCGGGAGUUCAGAGGUUGCUAGAGGGAGCUCCGCUUUGUUUGGUCUAUUUACGAAAGGUCAGAAAAGCGAGACAAAUAUUGUCUACAGGCGGUAAUUCGAUUUUUUUUCUUUUUUAUUCGGGGCACAGAUCUAAAUUUGAUGGAACAGCGACUGAACUUCUGCACGGAUGUGAAAGCUGUGAUAGAUAGGUUCUUCCAAAACAAAGAAAAAAAAAAACCCUCUUCUCUUCCUCCCCCCUCUUCCUCCUCUCGCCGGGCUUUCUUCCUACCACUCCUUAAACUCCGCCGCUCUCCUCCUUUACUGUACGGUCGCCUCGGUUUUAUAAAUGAAAGUAGACUCUUUCGUCUCGCCACCACGGACAGAGGUGACUCGGCUCGGAUGCGUGUUCAGUUCUGCCUCAGUGCAACUUCACAGGAGUCACCGGCUCGGGAACUGCUACCACAUAUUGCUUUUUAGAUCACAUGACGGAUUGCAGAUUUUUGGCUCGCUCCGAUCCAAGCGGAACUGUUUUUUUUUUUUUUUU
Gasterosteus aculeatus aculeatus (three-spined stickleback) is the source of this 2652-nucleotide messenger RNA. RefSeq names its product protein phosphatase 1H. The record is from RefSeq and is a predicted model, not a curated record. Gene Ontology annotation, cellular component: mitochondrion. Gene Ontology annotation, molecular function: [pyruvate dehydrogenase (acetyl-transferring)]-phosphatase activity. Gene Ontology annotation, biological process: protein dephosphorylation. NCBI's taxonomy places the organism in Eukaryota, Metazoa, Chordata, Actinopteri, Perciformes, Gasterosteidae.